Molecule: messenger RNA, 2419 nt
Organism: Vitis riparia (riverbank grape)
Lineage: Eukaryota; Viridiplantae; Streptophyta; Magnoliopsida; Vitales; Vitaceae
Exons: 2
Coding region: 132-2264 (710 amino acids)
Source: RefSeq, a predicted model, not a curated record
UUCCCUUCCUCUCUCUCUCUCUCUCUCUCUCUCUCUGUGGACCUCUCUUUCUUUUAACCCCUUUCUCUAUUAUGCAUUCAAUCAUCAUUGUUUCUGCUUUCUGAUUUGAUAAUUUCUCAGAUCUGGUUAACAUGGGUAGUUGUUUGAGCAAGAAGAAAGGUUCUGAUUCAUCUCCUUCUGGUGCUGCUGCUUCUGCGUUAGUGGCACCACAAGAUGGUAAAGGCUCCGUUAGUGAGACCUUGGAGAAGGAGAAGGUGGUGGUGGUGGAGACAGAAACAGUGGCGGUUGAGGAGAGUGUGAAGAAGGAGAUAUUUGUGAUAAAGCAUAGGAAGAGCCAUGAUGUUGAUAAGAGGGUUGAGCAGAAAGGAGGAGAUGGGGUUGGUUGUGUGAGUGCGACCAGUUCUGGAUCUGAAGCCGCGGAAAUGGAGAACAACAAUGGCGGCCACAAUGGUGUGGUGAUGAGUGCGGCGCCUCUGAGGACUUCAAGUUGCACUAAAGAGGAGGUUGAUGCGAUUCUCAUUCAGUGUGGGAGGCUCAGCCGGAGCUCUUCCGGGAAGGCGGGGCCAGGUGUCAGUACUCCAAGCAAAAAGUACUCUGGUUCGAAGCGGAGUUACGAUUUCGAUCAAAAUGACUGUGAUUUUGCGGUUGAUGGUGAUAGGAAGAAAGGGAGUGGCAUUGGGGAUAAUAUCGAUUGUUGUGAUGAUGAUGAGACAUCGGAGAAGCGCCACCACCGCCAGCGCCACCGCCAGUCGAGGGCUUCUCCCCAGGGAAGGAGGAGAACACCGAGCAGGGAAAGAGAUCCGAAUAGGCAACAUCAGCAGCAGCGGUCAGGGAGCAGAGACAGAGGCAGCAGCAGUGGCGGUGGUAGUGGGAGGAGGGUGAGUAGAUCGCCUGGGAGGAGAUCAGACAACCCUCCAACUACCAGUGCUGAGGCUGCAGAAAAGGCCUCAUCUCAUGCUAAUGCCGGGUGUAGCAAUGCUACUAGGCCUGGGAAGAUGGUAUCAGUCCCUGCCACAGUCAUAGACAAGGGCAACAAUGGCAGUAGUGGGGUUGAAUCGGGUAACAAUGGUGCUGUCAGAAGGGUUUUGGUCAAGAGAAAUAGCGGCGAGGUCGCCGCAUCUGGUUCCAAAACUCCUCGCUCUCGGUCCCCUGCAAAUGCUAGGGUGGUUUCUAACGAUAAUCAGAACCAACACCCAUCUCUUAGCCGCAACUCUUCAAGGAAAGCAGAGCAAUCCCCUUACAGAAGAAACCCCUUGAGUGAGAUUGAUCCAAACAUCAACAACAGAGGGUUGAAAGCUAGAGAAAUUGAGCCAGAUUGCCAACAGAAGCCCAAUAUGAAGGAUAUGAACAAUGGGAAAGUUGUUGUUCAUGGGACUAACAACAGGAGCAGCAGCAGAGGUAAAGUUUUUCAGGUUGUUGAAGAGGCCGGUGAGCCAAAGGGGCUCCAACCAAGGACCAACAGUAUUGAAACAACAAUUGUAGUAGCCUCUGGAGCCGAGAGCCUGAAACCCCAGGCACUGACAAGAACCAGGUCCUCUCGGCGGUCCCGGGAUCUAGACCUCAAUCCUGAAACCCUUUUGAACCCUACCCCAUCAUAUACUACGUUAUUGCUUGAAGACAUCCAAAACUUCCACCAGAAGAACACCACCACCCCUUCCAUUUCUCUCCCAGCUUGUGUCUCCAAAGCCCAUUCCAUCCUUGAGGCAGUAGCUGACCUCAACUCAUGCACCAGCUCCAACCCAUCUUAUGCUUUCUCUGAUGACAGAAGGAACUUCACUGAAACCCAUCAGAACAGCAUGGACGACAAGAACACUGCAGGGAAGAAGAGAUUGGAGGCCAAAGACCCUUUUGUCGUCGAAUCUGAGAUAGUAGUGUGCAAUGAUCUAAUGGAGCCAAGCCUCCACAAGUAUGUAACAGUGAAGAGGGGAACCAUAGGUGGUGGAGGAGAAAUGGAGGAGCAGGAGUCCUCAGGCAGCAACAGCUUUGUGGGGGUGUCUCAGCUACACUCAUGGGAGCCCAAUUCAGCAGAUUCAACAGAUUGCUGGACUUCAAGGUCCAACACAAGGGAGGAGUAUCCAAGUCCAGUGUGCUUUCAGAGGCAUGCCUUGUCUGAACCAGGCCGAGAAUCAGAGGAGACGCAGAAGAGAAUGGGCAGGAGAAAGAGAGAAAUUGAUCACCAGCAGAAUGGAAUUGGGCGUGGAAGGCUCGGUACUAGCAGCAGAGGAGGCGGCCUUCACACAGUUCCUAGUAUUGCUUCAACAUGAUUAUUGUUUACUCAUUUCAGCAGGCUUGAAUUGAAAACAGAAUGAUGUGUGUGUGAUGUUGCAUACUUGCAACCUUUUCUCUAGUUUUAUUUGGAGAUUUUCAUUCAAUCAAUGAUUAUCAUUAUCAUCAUCUUCUCAGAGAAGAUUUUAGCCUA